AAGAAAAUAGGCAAAUUCCAGCCCUUUAAGAAGUUGUUUGGCAGAAGAAAAAAGAAAGAAGCUCCCUUGUCCCGGGAGAUUUCUGUGGCAAAACAGAAUCACGCUUUCCCAAAUGCCUGCAAUGGUGCCUUCUCUUCUGAUGAGGAGACCCUUGAUGAUUCUCUAAGGUCCUUCAACUAUACUAUGGGAACCCGGGCGUUUUCCCAUGACAGUAUUUUUAUCCCUGAUGGGGGAGCAGAAAGUGAGCAGACAGUUCAAGCAGUAUCACAGGACAACAUUCUGGGCAAAGUCAAAACUCAUCAGCCACAGUUGGGCAAGAACAUCAAGUUUGGGCAGUCCCCACCACCCACAGCCCUUCCUAUGAAGAGGACAGACACUCCCAGUCCGGAGACUAGCUUAGAAGACGAUCUGUUCCUGAGUAGUCCCAUGGAAAUCGUGACCCACCAGGAUUUAGUGCUCUCCGAUAGUGAGAAUAAAUCCAGUGAUACUCCAACUUCCUUAAGCCCUUUGAAUUUACCUGGAACAGGGAGUGAAAUGGAGGAGAAGGUUGCUCCAGUUAAAUCAUCUCGGCCAAAGCGACAUUUCUCCUCUGCGGGCACCAUCGAAAGCGUUAACCUUGAUGCCAUUCCUCGGGCCAUUGCUCGCCUGGACAACAGCGCAGCCAAGCACAAACUGGCUGUGAAGCCAAAGAACCAAAGGGUGUCCAAGAAUCACAGGAGACUGUCCAAAGACCGACAAAAUGAUCGAGAAAGCUUUGAGAGUCAGCUGUCCCUAGAUCAGAAUGGACACUCUGGAGAAGAAAAACAAACUUGGCAUGAAGAACUCAAACCCCUUGAUUCAGAGGAAGAGAAAAGACAGCAAGAGGAAUACUGGAGACAUCUUGAGGCUGAAUAUAGAAGACAAAAGGCAGAAAAGAAACGACUAGAAGAGCAAAGGCUUCAGGAAGUAGAGAGGAGGCUUUGGGAAGAGAAUCCAAAACCACUUCUGAAGGAGGAGGAAGAGGAAGAGGAAGAAAAGGAGAAACAACAGCAUCCAGAAGGGCUGAGGCCCCAGGAAGAGGAAGGGCAAAGGUUUGAAGAACAGCAUCGGCAAGAGCUGCAGGAAAGCAGACUAAAAGAGACAAAGCGGGAGCUAGAGGAGAAAAAGAGCCUGGAGGCGGAGGAACAACCGGGUUGGCCGCUGGAGGCAGAGAAGCCCCCGGAGGAGCUCGAGAGACAGGAAGGACUACAAGAGCGGGGGAAGCAAGAGCCUGAGAAACAGCAGCAGGAGGAAGAAGCCAAGCUCCUGCAGGAGCUCCGGGGUCGAGAGGAGACCGAAGAGCAGAUGCGAGAGGCGGAAAAGCACAGGCAGGAGGAGGAAGGGAAGGUCCUGGAGGAGACCGGAGAGCGGAGGGAGCAAGAGGGCGGAGAACCAAGCCGGGAAGAUGAAGGGAAAUCACCGGCAGACCUCGAAGGACAAGACUUGGGGACAGCCGAACACAGCAAGCAAGAGGUAGAAAAGCAGCUUCGCACAGAAGGAAGGGGAGAAGAGCAGCUGCAGCCAUGGGAGAAGGAGGGCAAGCGCUUGGAGGCAGUCCGGGAGCAGAGCAGCCGCGGGGCCCAGGGGCAGCCUGAGGCAGGAGAGGAAAGGCACCGGGAGAGCCCAGCUCAGGGCUACUCCAGAAAGAGCCCGGAGGAACAAAAAUGCCCCAGGCAUGAAGCCCACGAAAGAAACGGAAGGGGACUGCAGUUUGUAGAGAAGCGGAGCCCCCAGGUGGAGGAAACAGGGGAGGAUGGUCACGGAGGUGUCCCUCUGCUUCAGGAGGAAGGAGGAGGAACUCAACAGGGACAUCCCCAGAAAGAAAAGAGGCAGCCAGAGGAUGAGCCGGCUCAGGGGGAGAAGAAAGAAACUGUUACCCUGAAGAAGGACCAGAUGGGGGAGGAGCUGAGAUGGCAAGAGGUGGAGGAAAGGCAGUCUAUGCCCAGACCGUAUACGUUCCAAGUGUCAUCAGGAGGAAAACAAAUCCUAUUUCCCAAAGUCAAUCUGAGUCCAGUGACGCCUGGGAAGGAGUCAGGGCUUCUGUCCAUCUCACAAAAGCCCAAAGCCAGUAAGUCCAGUAAGGCCUCCCACCCCCUCCCUUCUUCGCUAAGCAUUCCGCACACGGCAAUCCUGGUCACAGGAGCACAGUUGUGUGACCCAGCCGUCAACCUGAACCAGAUCAAGGACACAGCUUGCAAGACUUUACUGGGCUUGUCAGAAGAAAAAAAGCACAUGGAUAUUCCUGCUUUGGAAAACACGCCACGAGGCACUCAUGAUGCGCGGGCAGCCAGUGGGAAGGCCAAGUUUCCUCAGGAGUCUCCAAGCAGUAAGGCUGCCUUAGCUGAGUGGGAAUCUAUUCGUUCUAGAAUCCUAAAGAAUACUGAUAAUGGCCAAGUCAAUGAGAGGGACCUGUUAAGGCACAGUGGGGAGAGUGCUUCCAAAGGCAGGUCUGAUGCCCGGGGAAACCUCCGGAAAACCUUAUCAGCAAAUGCAAAAUUCUCCAUCAUGCCUGCCUGGCAGAAAUUCUCUGAUGGUGGCAUGAAAGGCCAAAAGCAGAAUGCUGAAAACCUUAGGAAUAAGCCUGGGCUGGGGCCCAGCGAAAGAGCAGAGGUCCAGCCUCCUGCUGGUGGACACCAAAAAAUUCCUGAGAGAACAGGGACGCCGCAGGAGCCAACCGACUCUGCAGAGGGAUGUAAAUUUGCCAAAGACCUUCCAUCUUUCCUUGUCCCAAGUUCACCUCUUGCUCCACAGAAAGCCCUGGUCCAGCCAGACUUGGCAGCUUCCUCUGAAACUGAGACAAGCAGUGUGGGGAAAGCGGAGGAUGUCAUGCCAAGUGGGGAGGAGAGCACAUCACCUUUUGGGAUAAAGCUGAGAAGGACCAACUACUCCUUGCGUUUUCACUAUGACCAGCAAGUGGAACAGUCAAAGAGAAAGAAGAGGCAUAGCACCGGUGACACUUUUGAUGGGGUAGCAUCUGUACUGAAGGAUAAAGAUGGGGAAAAAGAAAUUACCAUUGUCAAAGGUACCACAUCACCUACCCAGGAGAAAAAGAAUGACCCGCUGGGUGUGAAAGACUCCCUAGACAGCCUUGGGCGACACCCAACUCAGCUGGCACCCCAGCUCCCCAGUAGCCACAUUCCUCCUCUGGAUCAUGACAAGCCAGGGGCUAAAUCACCACUGCCGCAGAAGCCAGCCCUCGCCCCAAAACCCACCAGUCAGACCCCACCAUCCUCUCCCCUUUCCAAAAUGGGAAGGCCAUUCUUGGCCGAGCUAAUCUCCAGGCGGGCAGUGAAAUCAGACCAGGAUGCCAGCGAGAAGCUAAAUGGGGGCAAAGACAGUGGUGAUCUUCAGCUACCACCUGUGCCUCCCACUGAGAAGAGAAAGGAAGAGGAGGAAACAGCAGAGAAAAAAUCCCCUUCUCCAUUGGUCUCUACCUCCCAGCAAGAGAAACCUGAGAAAACCCUCGAGCCUGGGAAAAAAGAAAAGCCAGUGCUUCAGAGCUGGCACUCUUUAGAAGGCUCGAAAUCGAUGGAAAAAACUGAGACUGCCCAGCCACAGUGGGUUACAUUAGCACUACAAAAGCAAAAAGGAUUCAGGGAGCAGCAGGCUACCAGGGAAGAGAGAAAGCAAGCCAGGGAGGCCAAACAAGCAGAAAGGGUAUCUAAAAACAAUGCUGGAGUCAGCCAGCAGCCUGAAAGCAGUAAUAUUAGCAGGAUAGGUUCCCUCCAUAAAUCUACUGCUCAGGAAGAUGAGAAGAAGAUUGAGACAGCUGUGUCCAGGCUAGAGCGCAGAGAGCAACUGAAGAAAUCCAACACUCUUCCUACAUCUGUGACAGUGGACAUCUCAGAUUCUGCUAUGCCUGCAUCAUUGGUGAAAGAAGUCCCAAAGAGAUUCUCCACACCAGAUGCUGCCCCAGUGUCAACAGAACCAGCCUGGCUGGCCUUGGCCAAAAGGAAAGCAAAGGCCUGGAGUGACUGUCCACAGAUUAUUAAGUAGUCACUUGUGCUUAUUUGUAUUGCUUACUGACAACUCCUCCUUUGCCCUUUUUAUUUAUUUAUUUUUUUACAUGGGGUGAAGAACUUUGAGCAGGAAAAGAAGCGUGUCCUACAGGAUCCAAAAUAACUGUUAGAAACCGAACUGUUGUUUAUGUAAUUCACUAUUUAGAAGGAAGAAAAAGCAUUUGCACAAUUGCAGGGCUUAAAGCCCCGAGAGCCUCCCAUUUCUGAAGACAAAACUCUGUCCAUGGGGACAUAGGUAGAGCUCCAGGCCAAUUACCUCUCCCUUUCUCUCUCCCACUACCCCCCCCUUCCAAUAAUAACAUAUAGUUUGGCCACUUUUUGAUGUUUAUUUUCACUUCUUAGAUGACCCUUUAAAAUCAAUACAAAACUGCUAGAGCUUGGGAGGAUAUCUAUACUUUUCUAUAGGUGAUGAAAAGGGUUACACACAGAAAGGGAUAUCUUUCCCUAAGGUUCCAAAUGUGGAGUGCGCAUCUGGCAGCAACUAGGAGUGAUAUAGCUCCAAAGCCUCUUCCUUUACUUCAUUUCUUAUCUCCCAGACUUGAGUUUGGAGAAAACUUCCUAUUCUUAUGCCUGAAUCUUAUUUUCAUGAAUUUUCCCACAAAUUCCAAAGUUUUAAGUCCCCUAUAGGGAAGGGGACCACAGAAGCAGAAUACCUUUAAAAAUUAACCCAAAGCAGCCUUUUAAAUUUGGGGCAUAGAGAAGAAAGGCUGUUCUAAUUAUACUCAUCCAAAAAUGAUCUUGGCCUUGACAACCAUCUAGGGCAAGUCACUUCACUAGGCUUUCAGUAGGCUUCCUUAUCCGUAAAAGAAAGGCAUUGGACUAGAUCUCUUGUUUAAGACCUUAUGCCCUGACAUUUAGGAAUCUGCUCAAGAAAUGCAGACUAAAAUAGGUUUCCUAAGUUAGUCAUUCAAAUUUGGAGCCACUCAGUAGGAUAUAAAUUUCAAAGAUUUACACCCUGCAACCUAAAAAAUCUUAUAGGCUUAGGUUCAUCUUAUAGGCUUUGUUUUUUGCUUCUAAAUGUGUAAACAAAGAAAGAACUUGGUGGUCUAAAAGUCACCAACGUAAUGGGUUGUUUUUUUUUAACUGCUUUCCCAUCUACUGCAUACCAAAAAGGUCAAAAUUUUGCCACAAUUUUUAAUAUAUGGUACCUCCAUAUUCCCUUUACCUGUAGAUUCUUAUUCCAAAAAAUACAUUCUGGUCCUUCAGAAACAGGAUUCCCCUUCUAACAAAAACUGUUAUUAGCAUUCAUCAUUACUUUCUUUUAUGCUUACUCAGUAUGCCAUGUGUGAUCAUUGUACCCUUCAGUCUCAAGUAAAGUUAUUUACUAACUAGCCAGCAUUCUUCUUUCCUCAGUUGUGGCAACUGGCACAUGUCUGGUAAAAUGAAGUGGCUUUGUUCUUGUGAGUUGGUUUACUCUCAUACAAAUUAGACCAUCAGGUGGUUAGUCAUUCUAAAUUUAAAGUUUCAUGACAUAAGAAGCAGUUGCUAUUUCUCUGCAUGUUCUUAGUCCUGAUGUCCAUGUUUAAAAAUUGUAGAUGAAUGCAUUUGUUGAUUUCAGUGGUUUAUCCACUAAUGUAAUGUUUCUUGAUGAAAAUCUCCAUUUAGGGCCCUGGAAUUCUAUAAUUACACUAAUUCCUACAAUGAAGUGGUGUUCUUUUUCUUCCAGUCUAUAGGCUUUGGAUCACAUAAAACUUAGAGCUUGGUAAGGGAAAGGAGGCACAUAUCAUUACAAAAAAUGUCAAGAAGUUCCUACUGUUUCGAAAAGUUAGGACAAAGUUAAGCUGUCAAAAAUCACGAAAAUAAAGAAUUGCUAAACUACAUGGACCCUGUUUUAAAAGGAAAAAAAAAAUCUGGUGAAUAACUUCCAAUCAGAGUCUAAGAAAAUAAGAGUAAAUUAAUGUCAUUCACAGUACUUGGUUUUGAACAAUUUUAAAGUAUACAUCUCGUGUAAAAAUCACUCCAAAUUUGCACUACAUACCAACGAAGUGUUACUUUGCUUUACUUUUGUUGUAGUCGUUUUUGAUCAACAACUGAGAAUUAUGUUGUUGUUAUUGUUGUUUUUUAAGUUACUGAUGAAUCUAUUAAGAGUCAGUAAAAAUGUUUAAAAAACUGAUGACCACUAUGUUGGAAUACACGGGAGUGCGUGUGUGUGGUUUUUUUUUUAUACCUUUAGCCAUUUACAUACUCUUCUUGACAAGAUUACAUAUCAUUAACCUUUGUUCAUAGAAUUAUGUAUAAAAUUAGAAAACGUGUAUAACUGAGUUUUUGUUUACUUUUAAAAUUUUUCAAGUACAAUUGUUUCUUAUACAUGUUCAUUAAUUCCUACUAAAUUAUAAUCCAGUCAGUUAUCAGCAAAUGUACAGUAUGAAUUGUGUCUCUUCUUAGUUUUACUUAAUUAUUUCAAAGCAGAAUCUUUAGAAAGCUACAGGUACCCGGCAAUGUUUUUACCAACAAUAAAAUCAAGUCAAGAGAUGAUGAGAAGAUACAUUACUGUAAUUUUAACUAUAGAUUUUGGUUGUAUAUGGUUUUAUGUAAAUCGUCCAUUAUGGUUGGGGGGAAAGGGAAGGAGAAGGUCUUUGAAUAAAAAAAUCUGUAAGUGCUUCAGUAGCAAGAUGACCUCAUUUCAAAAUGUAGUUUUUAUCUAGUGUUCUCACUAUCUGAAAAUGGAAUUUCAUUAAAUCCACUUAUAAUAGUUGUUGGACUAGAAAA
Messenger RNA from Vombatus ursinus (common wombat), 6746 nucleotides. RefSeq names its product KIAA1211 ortholog (gene CRACD). The record is from RefSeq and is a predicted model, not a curated record. NCBI's taxonomy places the organism in Eukaryota, Metazoa, Chordata, Mammalia, Diprotodontia, Vombatidae. Gene Ontology annotation, biological process: negative regulation of barbed-end actin filament capping; maintenance of gastrointestinal epithelium. The coding region runs from base 184 to 4014 and encodes 1276 amino acids. The transcript has 9 exons.